AUGGCCCGCAAAGGCAGUCGCAAGACAAGGACCGGCUGUAUUACCUGCAAGGUCCGAAAAGUCAAGUGUGACGAGGCCAAGCCAGAGUGUAUACGGUGCACCAGCACCGGCCGCACAUGCGAUGGCUACGCGGACCCGGCCCAAGCCGCCGCGUUGGACCAGCCCCGGCUGCUCAGAGCCCAGAGUAUGUUCCCGAGCAUCACCAGGCAGGAGAGCAGGGCGCUGCAGUUCUUCUGCGAAAUGGUCGGGCCGAACCUGCCCGGCGCCACCGACCCUUACUUCUGGACGCAUCUCGUCAUGCAAUUCAGCCGCUACGAGCCUGCGGUGAGGCAUUCCAUCGUCGCAAUCAGCUCGUUGUACGAGGGCGUCAUCCGGGUCCAGGAUAGCCCCUUUGACGUGGGCAGCGAGCAGAUCCAGGAUAACGCCCUCGCUUUGCGUCACUACAAUGCCGCAAUCAACCAAUUGACCGUCAUGGAGAACCAGGGGCUGGUGUUGUUGGUGUGCCUCCUCUUCAUUUGUAUAGAAUUCUUACAGUCCAACCGGGAGACUGCACUUCGUCACUGCGCUCACGGCACUGCCAUACUCGCCAGCUCCGACUCUACCUCGUACAAGUGGGUGAGGCAAUACCUCACGCCAUUGUUUCGAAGAUUGAGCGCGUUGCCCUUCUUCUUUGGGAGCGGACCAUCAGACAUGCUCGAUCUAAGCAUUUCACAAUACUCGAUACCGGACUUUUUCAAUACCUUUUCCGAAGCCGAAGCCAUGAUUGAUGACGUUUUCAACCAAGCGUUGCAAAUUAUCCGCCGCGGUGACACAUAUCGCGUAGGACAAAAGAAAGACGUUCCAGUACCAUCGGAACUCCUAGAGGAACAGGACAUAGUCUUAAACCAACUAAAUCGGUGGUACGGCAUGUUCACAGACCUCGAAGCCAGGCGGGGGCAAACGACAUUCAAAAUCCCGGGCUUCGCGCGCGCAUUUGCUCUAGCGAGAUACCGGAUCUGUCUGAUCUGGUUGAACAACGCCUUCGUCCGUUCCGAGAUGGGCUACGAUGAUUUCCUUGACGAGUUUCGCAAAGUCGUCGAGGAGACAGCGCAAACCGCCGCCGAACAAAACAGCACAGAGAUCAAAACGGCCCCCGCAUUCGAAAUGGGCUUUAUCGUGCCGCUCUUCUUCUGUGCACAGCGGUGUAGGGACCUGGGUUGCCGAUUAGAGGCCCUGCGUCUUCUCAAGCUUCUCGCCGCACCACAAGAGAACUUAUGGGAUAGGGACGGCAUGUGCGCCCUGGCUCGAAGAAUCAUCGAGAUAGAACACGGGGUGGAGCUGAAUAUGGACGGUCGACUUACUUCAGGGGUACAUCCUAAAUACCCGGGCCUGCCACCGGAGACGACGCGGAUACAACAAUUCAAUGUUGAAUUCGUAAGUGGACGACAAAAGAACUUUUAUGGGCAUGAAGUACGCGGCUUCAAGGCUCUUUUAUUUAUGCGGAGGGCGAGCGGCGAGAUAUAUCUUCGGCCCGAGACCUUAUUUGAGGAGGACCCUCAACUGUCUGACGAUGUGAGUCAGGAGCACAUAGGGGCAGUCCUUUUCCCAUAG
Messenger RNA from Colletotrichum acutatum, 1590 nucleotides. RefSeq lists its product as uncharacterized. Bases 1 to 1590 code for a protein of 529 amino acids. The record is from RefSeq and is a predicted model, not a curated record. Gene Ontology annotation, molecular function: DNA-binding transcription factor activity, RNA polymerase II-specific; zinc ion binding. Lineage: Eukaryota; Fungi; Ascomycota; Sordariomycetes; Glomerellales; Glomerellaceae. Gene Ontology annotation, biological process: regulation of DNA-templated transcription. The transcript has 2 exons.